CUUCUGUCUACUUUGGUUGUCUGGUAAAUGUUUGUAAGAUGUUCUGCAUUUAAACACUCUUAAUUCGUGUAGAUAAGUUAUCCAAGAAGUAAUUAUGGUUGUAUUGCCAAGAGUUUAUAAAGUUUUACCAGCUAUUAGGUUUCUGAGUAGUUCAGCUAAAAUUCCAAGAAUGCCACCAGUUUCUUUUGUGCCAGACACUUACAAGGGAAUUAGUUAUGAUGAAGCUAUGAAUAUCAGGAAAAAGAAUAUCAGCAAUUGUUUUCCUCUGUUGUAUAAGAAUCCCAUCAUGAUAACUCAAGGUCACAUGCAGUGGGUAUGGGAUGAUAAAGGAAAAAGAUAUUUAGAUAUGUUUGGUGGAAUUGUUACUAUUAGCGUUGGACAUUGCCAUCCAGUAGUUACUGAAGCUGCUGUUCGUCAGUUGAACAAGCUAUGGCAUGUAACAAAUAUAUAUUUGCAUCCAACACUACAUGAAUAUGCAAAGAAACUGACUGACCAUUUACCUGAAGAUUUAAAAGUCUGCUAUUUUUGCAAUAGUGGGUCUGAAGCCAGUGAUUUAGCAUGCCUUCUUGCAAGAUUGUCUACAGGUGCAUUUGACAUUCUUUCUUUAAGAAAUUCAUAUCAUGGGGAUAGCCCAUAUGUUGUGGGAUUAUGUGGAAUUGGAACUUGGAAGCAUUGUUAUCCAUCUGGCUUCGGUAUACAUCAUGUGAUGAAUCCUGACCCAUACAGAGGGCUUUGGGGUGGCUCAGAUUGCCGAGAUUCUCCGGUUCAGACUGAUCGAAAAUGUUCUUGUGGUGUUGGAUGCUGCCAAGCUUGUGAUAAGUAUAUAGAACAACUUGAAGAAGUUCUAGAUUCUUCAGUGCCAAAAAAAAUUGCUGGCUUUUUUGCUGAGAGUAUACAGGGUGUCGGGGGAACUGUUCAAUUUCCCAGGAAUUAUCUCAAGAGAGCUAUGGAAAUCAUUCAUAAGCGUGGAGGACUUUUUAUUUCAGAUGAGGUACAAACUGGUUUUGGUAGAACAGGACAAUUUUGGGGCUUUCUUGGCCAUAGUAUCGUUCCUGAUAUAGUUACUGUUGCCAAGGGCAUUGGAAAUGGGUAUCCGCUUGCAGCUGUCAUUACAAGGAAAGAAAUUGCUGAUCAUCUGAAUAAAGCAUUAACAUUUAAUACUUUUGGAGGGAAUCCGGUGGCAUGUGCUGUAGGAUCUGCAGCUCUUGAUGUAAUUGAUGAAGAAAAAUUGAUGGAGAAUAGUCAUCAUGUUGGAACACAUCUUUUGCAUUCACUUUCAAAACUUAGAAGAAAAUAUGAAAUUGUCGGUGAUGUUCGAGGAAAAGGAUUGAUGAUUGGUGUUGAAAUGGUAUCUGAUAAGGAAUCAAAGAAACCAUUAGAAAAGCCUGCAAUGGAUGCCAUACUUGAAGAUGCAAAAGAUAUGGGUCUGUUGGUUGGAAGAGGUGGGAAGUAUGGAAAUGUCUUUCGAAUUAAACCUCCUAUGUGUAUCACUAGAGCUGAUGCUGAUUUUUGUGUUUCUGUUCUUGAAAAUGCAAUAUGCAACUACAUAAAUAAAUAAAAUACGUAAAUUA
This is a messenger RNA of Stegodyphus dumicola, 1571 nucleotides long. Its product is annotated as alanine--glyoxylate aminotransferase 2, mitochondrial. Gene Ontology annotation, molecular function: L-alanine:glyoxylate transaminase activity; pyridoxal phosphate binding. The record is from RefSeq and is a predicted model, not a curated record. Gene Ontology annotation, biological process: glyoxylate catabolic process. Lineage: Eukaryota; Metazoa; Arthropoda; Arachnida; Araneae; Eresidae. Gene Ontology annotation, cellular component: mitochondrion.